Molecule: messenger RNA, 1279 nt
Organism: Micropterus dolomieu (smallmouth bass)
Lineage: Eukaryota; Metazoa; Chordata; Actinopteri; Centrarchiformes; Centrarchidae
Gene: slc10a7
Product: solute carrier family 10 member 7
Exons: 12
Coding region: 243-1271 (342 amino acids)
Cellular component (GO): plasma membrane
Source: RefSeq, a predicted model, not a curated record
UACAGCGCUGACGUGGUGUCGGCCACGCCUACCGCCGUGCGCCGCCUCUUGGCCUGGAAAGAGACCAGAGGACGUCAGGAAAUCAGCACAGACUCAACAGAUAAUACUGCUGCUGUCUGGUACUAACUCAUCACCAGAAACACCUCCAGAGAAGAAACUGAAGAGUUGUUACGACUUCUGUUCCCGGUGGCUGUGACAGACGGGGGCCGGCGGGGUGAUCCGGUGAACCCCGGGGCUGAAACAUGGGCCUCUUGUCGAGGAUACGGAAGGAGUGGUUCAUCAUCGGGAUAGUGCUGGUCAUCUUAUCGGCCAAACUGCAACCCAGCGUCGGUGUCAGAGGAGGUCCAUUAAAGCCAGAGAUCACCAUCGCGUACGUUGCCGUCUCGCUCAUCUUCUUCAACAGCGGCCUGUCACUGAAAACAGAGGAGUUGACCAGCGCGCUGCUUCAUGUUCGACUUCACCUGUUUGUUCAGUCCUUCACAUUGAUCUUCUUCCCACUGGCCGUCUGGCUGCUGCUCAAAGUGCUCGCACUGACUGCCAUCGACCAAUGGUUGCUCAAAGGGUUACAGACGGUGAGCUGCAUGCCCCCUCCGGUCUCCUCGGCUGUAAUUCUCACCAAGGCUGUCGGAGGCAACGAGGCUGCUGCCAUCUUCAACUCAGCGUUUGGAAGCUUCCUGGGAAUCAUUGUGACUCCAGCGCUGCUGCUGCUGUUUCUGGGCUCUUCAUCCUCCGUUCCCUUCUCCUCCAUCUUCUCUCAGCUCUUCAUGACUGUGGUGGUUCCUCUGAUCCUGGGUCAGGUGUGUCGUGGUUUCGUCAGGGAGUAUCUGGAGAGGCGAAAGCCUCCGUUUGGCGCCGUCAGCAGCGCCGUCCUCCUCAUGAUCAUCUACACCACUUUCUGUGACACCUUCAGUAACCCCAACAUUGAGCUGGACCCCACCAGUCUGCUGCUGGUCGUCCUCAUCAUUUUCUCCAUCCAGCUCAGCUUCAUGCUGCUCACGUUUGCCUUUUCCACCAGGUCGGGUUCAGGAUUCAGCCCUGCAGACACAGUCGCCAUUGUAUUCUGCUCCACUCACAAGUCUCUCACUUUGGGUAUCCCCAUGCUUAAGAUUGUGUUUGAGGGCUACGAGCAUCUCUCUCUGAUCUCAGUUCCUCUGUUGAUCUACCAUCCGGCUCAGAUCCUGCUCGGCUCCGUCCUUGUACCAACCAUACGCAGCUGGAUGACCACCCGGCAGAAGGUGAACUACACACAGACACUAGUUCACAGGCACUAGUUCACACA